AUGAGGGUCAUCAUUGAACUGAGAGAUGAGGAAAAUAUUCUGGCUAAAAAUGUGGCCAACAGCCUCCUGAUGAAGCAGAGGAAGUUUCUUUACCAUUUCAAAAAUGUCCGUUGGGCUAAGGGUCGCCAUGAGACCUACUUGUGCUAUGUGGUGAAGCGGCGAGACAGUGCCACCUCCUUUUCUUUGGACUUCGGUCACCUUCGAAACAAGUCGGGUUGCCACGUGGAAUUGCUCUUCCUGCGCUAUAUCUCCGACUGGGACCUGGAUCCCGGCCGGUGCUAUCGGGUCACCUGGUUCACCUCUUGGAGUCCCUGCUAUGACUGUGCCCGGCACGUGGCUGACUUCCUGAGAGGGAAUCCCAACCUCAGUCUGAGAAUCUUCACCGCGCGCCUCUACUUCUGCGAGGACCGCAAGGCUGAGCCCGAGGGGCUGCGGCGGCUGCACCGCGCGGGGGUCCAAAUCGCCAUCAUGACCUUCAAAGAUUAUUUUUAUUGCUGGAAUACUUUUGUGGAAAAUCGUGAAAAAACUUUCAGAGCCUGGGAGGGGCUGCAUGAAAACUCUGUUCGCCUAUCCAGACAGCUUCGCCGCAUUCUUCUGCCCCUAUAUGAAGUUGAUGAUUUACGAGAUGCAUUUCGUACUUUGGGACUUUGA
Messenger RNA from Pteronotus mesoamericanus, 651 nucleotides. It is a transcript of the gene AICDA, whose product is annotated as activation induced cytidine deaminase. Lineage: Eukaryota; Metazoa; Chordata; Mammalia; Chiroptera; Mormoopidae. Gene Ontology annotation, molecular function: RNA binding; zinc ion binding; cytidine deaminase activity. Gene Ontology annotation, cellular component: nucleus; cytoplasm; P-body. Gene Ontology annotation, biological process: cytidine to uridine editing; DNA cytosine deamination; defense response to virus. The transcript is spliced from 5 exons. The record is from RefSeq and is a predicted model, not a curated record. Bases 1 to 651 code for a protein of 216 amino acids.